Messenger RNA from Colletotrichum destructivum, 2613 nucleotides. RefSeq names its product Putative Zinc finger, MIZ-type, Zinc finger, RING/FYVE/PHD-type, PINIT domain-containing protein. Gene Ontology annotation, molecular function: SUMO ligase activity; zinc ion binding. The transcript has 7 exons. Gene Ontology annotation, biological process: protein sumoylation. NCBI's taxonomy places the organism in Eukaryota, Fungi, Ascomycota, Sordariomycetes, Glomerellales, Glomerellaceae. The record is from RefSeq and is a predicted model, not a curated record. Gene Ontology annotation, cellular component: chromatin. Bases 699 to 2231 code for a protein of 510 amino acids.
CCGAGAAAGCUGGCGCCGGUCGCGAAUGACAUCAAACUCUUUGCCGACCCGAAGAAUAGCCCGUUGGCAGGCCUAACCUCACCUCGUUCUGCCCCGACUCGCAUCGCCGUUUUGUCUUGGACUUUACGCUGCUGUCUCUUUCUCGGUUGAACAUUAGAGACAAGGCUGGGGUCCAGCACCACCAGCGUCAUUGCAAUUAUUGUUGUCGAGGUUGCCAGGUCCCGUCGCAGAAAAAAUCGCCGUAAAAAAGACACCGCAGUCGACCACUUCAUACCUACUACCGCUGCCGCCACCACCACCACCACACACCCAGUUGCACCAACAGCCAAGAACACCCAGUGCAGAGCUACCUACUUACCCUGCCCUUGCUUUCCUCGACUGACUGACUGCAACUUCCCCACGCAUUUUGCUCCUGCCUGUCGGCGCGCACCACGAGCCUUGCCGCUCCUGCCUCGUGUGGUUGCGCCCAUGGUUCUUCUUUCCACUUGAGCCAGUCCUCGUUCUUUCCUUCUUUGUUUUUCUUCCCUAGGUAUCCAAAUCUGCAACCAGUUCAGCGAUUUGAGCCAAGGCCACGAGACACUCCCCGACAUCUCCGCGCUCCUCCCCCCGGCCGAAGUCGAUCCGACGUCGCAUCCGCAAACCUUCAUGAGGCUAUCACCGAACGCACCACCGCGACUCGUCCAUCUCGCCCGGGAACCAUGACCUCCAUCCCGAGGCCUGAGCUGCAUGCUCUGGUCAAGCUGGUAAACAGCAACCAGCUGCUCAACCGCCAGCUUUCCAGCAUCUGUCAGCUGAACGGUCUCACUAGCAGUGGCGUCAAGGCGUCGCUGCAAGGCCGCAUCGUCAAUGCGAUCCAAGAGGCCUUUAACAACAACGACGUGACUCGCUUUCAACAAAUCCAACGCAGCAUCGAGACCGCAAGAACCGGCGCCUCCUCUUCGCCCGCUUCCCACAAACAAGGCCGCCCUGCCGCAGCAACUACCCCCGUGCCCAUGUUGCGUCAAGAUCAACAAUACUGGGGGAACUCGCGCACCGCUCGCCCCAGCGGUUCGAACGGCCUUGCCCUGCCCAGUCACGGAUCGGGUGGACCGUCCUUCAGCAACAGCCCAUUCUACGAGAUCCAGUUUCGCGUCGGUAAUGUUCGGCCUUGCGAGGCAAUGACCCAGCACAGAAACAUGGUCUCUAUCCCGGUCCGAACCAGCGAGAACCCGGGAGUCGACAAGGUUCUCGAGGACAAGUCAUUACGCAUUAUGGUGUUCUGCGCUCAGAACGACAGCGGCACCCAAGACAUCUCUUUCCCCCACCAGUCGGAAAUCAAGGUCAAUGGCACUGAGGUCAAGGCUAACCUCAGAGGCUUGAAGAACAAGCCAGGAUCGACAAGGCCAGUCGACGUCACAAGCUACCUGCGUCUGAAAAACGACUAUCGGAAUUUCGUUGAGUUCACUUAUGCGCUGACUCAAAAGAAAUUCUUUCUCGUUCUAUACGCUUGCAAGAUCACGUCGGCUCAGGAACUGGCCGAAAAGAUCAAGGUGGGAAAGAAGAUCCCAAAGCACAAGGUCAUUGAAGAGAUCAGUAGAAAGGCGGCGGAUACGGAUAUUGUCACCACAUCGCAAGUCCUGUCAUUGAAAUGCCCUCUUUCCUAUAUGCGUCUCGAUGUCCCGUGCCGCUCAGUCAAUUGCUCGCACAUUCAAUGCUUCGACGCAACGUCAUACCUUCAGCUACAGGAACAAGGUCCCCAGUGGCUCUGCCCCAUUUGCAACAAGUCUGCGCCAUAUGAGCAGCUGGCUGUUGACGAAUAUGUCCGAGACAUCUUGGCAAACACCUCCAAAUCUCUGGACCAGGUUACGAUCGAGCCUGACGGACAGUGGCGCGUGAAUUUGGCGCAAGACGAUGGAAAGCCCACCAAUGGCGGAAGCGGCCUGGUCGAUGAUGACGAUGAAGAUGAUUGGGGUAUUGUCGAGGUCAAUCCUAUUCGCAGCCGCAACUUCGAAACGCCCAACCGCUCAGUGGCCAGCACGGCCACUCCCACCACAACAAUCAUGUCACGUGAAAGCUCAGCAAUGCCGAGGGGUGUGGGCACGACCAGUGGCAAGCGUCUUCAUUCGGACAGGGUGACAAUAGACCUGACCCUAUCUGACGACGACGAACCCGUUGCGCCGCCCCCAAAGCGCCAACAAUUACAAGGGCCAGGGUCAUAUACCAACGGCUACGGUAGUGGAUUGCCGUAUUGAGAGGUCUUCCUUAUUCCCUCAAUCUUGUUUAUGGGAUAAGGAGGGAUCGCUGAGGUCAGUCAUCUCAUCGCGUACAUAAAUCCCUCGAAGGCGGAUAUGUGGCUCAUGUAUGCACUUUUCCCCCUCUUUUUUUUCAGUUUGGCGUGGGAAGGGACGGAUGGAUAGCUGUUCGGGCGUUUAGGAGGCAAAACAUAUCCCAAUAUCCUUGACGGCCGAGUGUUACAUGGCAUGGAAAGAGGGCGAUAGUCAGCCCUAGAGCAGAAGUCCGCUUAGAUAGCGGAGGCCCUAUGAGGCAAUGGCGAAGCUAUAGGGGCAGCGGUCCCUCUACCAGGGAGUCAUGAUUGCGGGUAAAUCUUCCGCAAAAUCAAAUACCAUUACUGUG